GGCAAAAAGAACCGAAAGAAGGGAGGGACGCGCCCCCGAUCUGUAGGGCACACGCAGCGGGCCGGCCGCAUAAUGUCAGACGCCGCCCGCUCCUCUUUGUUGCCUGAUGGCGUUACUUGUCGGCUCCCUUGUGUCUUACGGUCUUCUUGUUUCUUCCCGAACGGGCAACGAGCGACGAGAGAAGAAGGAGGGACGAGAGAAGAAGGAACGAGCGACGAGAAGCGCCCAGGGCAACGAGUUACGACAGAAGAACGAGGGACGAGAGAAGAAGGGAUGAGCGACGAGGGGCGCCCAGCUGUGUCGCGGCAGCCUGUGUCGCAGCACAGUGGUCGAAGAGAGCGGCAAAAAGGGCCGAAAGAAGUGAGGGACGCGCCCGCGAUCUUCAGGGUACACGCAGCGGGUCGGCCGUAUAAUGUCAGACGCCGCCCGCUUCUCUUUGUUGCCUGAGGGCGUUUCAUUCUUGUCGGCUUCUGUGUGCCUUUUGGUCUUCUUGUCUUUUCCGCGAUGGGCAACGAGCGAC
This is a messenger RNA of Amoebophrya sp. A25, 520 nucleotides long. Lineage: Eukaryota; Dinophyceae; Syndiniales; Amoebophryaceae. The record is from the annotation of a GenBank genome assembly.